GUACCUCUUAUAUAUCGCUGACGACAUGACAUUUGUCAAGUCCUUCGGCUAGAAUAAUUUUUAUUACAUCUUUCUCUUUGUUGUUGAGUAGUGCGUGAUGCGGGGGAGUGAGUGGAUUGAUUGAUUAUUGGAGAUUCUGGUGCUGGUGGAUUUAUUUACGGAAUUUUUGCCCGGCUUGGCAACGAUAUUUGCUGAAAACAGUCAACGUCUGGAAGGAUUCAUUAGUGAUUUGUUAUUUUUUGUUUUUUAACAAAAGGGGAGACAGAGAUUUUUAAUAGUUCUUCGAGAUGAAACAUGGUUAUGUUCUGCAGGGUGCACCGAUCUAACGACAAUGGCACUGUCCCCGUCGGAGGAAUAUUUCUAUCUUCUUCGGGAAACAGACACCAUUAACUGGAUUUUUUUGGAUGAAGCUGCACAACAUGCAUGUACAUAUGUUCUCUACUGCAAUAUCCGUAGAAAUUUCGGAUAUUUGAGAUGUUACUUCGGAAUACGCCGAUAGUUUCCAAUUUAUAUUGUUUGGACGUUGCUGCAAUAUUAUUUUUUACUAAACGUCGACUCCAAAAAGAGCUGAUGGCUCUGAUACGUGAGCCGCCUGAGGGUGUUCAGGUUGAUGAGGACCUUGUCGGUCAGAACUUGACACAGUGGAUCGUUCAUAUGGAGGGUGCCAAGGGCACACUCUACGAGGGGGAGAGAUUUCAACUGCAGUUUAAAUUCAGCUCCAAAUAUCCGUUUGAUUCACCAGAAGUGACGUUCAUCGGUGAUAACAUUCCUGUUCAUCCUCAUGUGUAUAGUAAUGGUCAUAUAUGUCUGUCGAUAUUGACUGACGAUUGGUCACCGGCGUUGUCAGUUCAGAGUGUGUGUCUCAGCAUUGUCUCCAUGCUGAGCUCUUGCAAGGAAAAGAAAAGACCCCCUGACAAUUCGUUUUACGUUAAAACUUGUAAUAAAAAUCCAAAGAAGACUAAAUGGUGGUAUCAUGAUGAUAGUGUUUAAAUCAGGGUAGACGUGCCGCUGUGAAAACCCAUAAAAAUUCUUCAAUUGCAUAAUUACGAGUGGGAGGGGGGUAAAUCAUUAAAUUAGUUAAUUAUUCUUUUCCUUUGUGUGGAUAUGACAAGAUUACACUUGUAUCAUCGCAGUAGACAAUUAAGUAAAACAUUAAGUCGAUGGCUGAAGAGAUAUACUAUUGAAAAUCUAAUCAAGAACUAAUUUAAAAAAUUAUAAUAGUGAUCGAAAGGAACCUCAGAACUAUAAGCUAAGUUGUGAAGAAUUGUGAAUUUUAAUCGAUUGAAAAGCGUUGUAUGAAGGAAGGGACUGGGUGUCGAAUGAAGAGGCUAGCUGACGUUUAUCAAUAUUACGCAAGUUAUAUUAGACAGCUGAAAAAGAUCUCUCGUCAUUAGAUGACUAGGUAUUCAAAUGGGGAGUAAUAAAAAAUAGUAAUCAACUUCUUUUUUUCAGUUUAUUGAUUAAAAAUUCAAGUCUAAAUAUACUGCACAACGCGAUCUAGAGACAGAUAUGAGAAAACUGAUUAAAAAAUCGAUUAAUGUUGCAAUUACAUGUUCACUGGCUGAUCAGCUGAAAAAUAAAGUAACUGGAAUAUUUUAUAUGGAGCGUAUUCAUUGAAUGUUUCAACGUUUACUUUUGCUUUUUUUUGUUUUUCUUGUUUGUACAAAAACGACAGAGUAAGUUAUAUAUUAUUUUUCAAGAAUAAAUUUAUAAACGCA
Diachasmimorpha longicaudata is the source of this 1718-nucleotide messenger RNA. Its product is annotated as ubiquitin-conjugating enzyme E2 W. The transcript has 5 exons. Lineage: Eukaryota; Metazoa; Arthropoda; Insecta; Hymenoptera; Braconidae. The record is from RefSeq and is a predicted model, not a curated record. Bases 475 to 990 code for a protein of 171 amino acids.